Messenger RNA from Odobenus rosmarus divergens (Pacific walrus), 426 nucleotides. It is a transcript of the gene PIERCE1, whose product is annotated as chromosome unknown open reading frame, human C9orf116. NCBI's taxonomy places the organism in Eukaryota, Metazoa, Chordata, Mammalia, Carnivora, Odobenidae. Gene Ontology annotation, cellular component: axonemal microtubule. Gene Ontology annotation, biological process: axoneme assembly. Bases 1 to 426 code for a protein of 141 amino acids. The record is from RefSeq and is a predicted model, not a curated record. The transcript is spliced from 3 exons.
AUGUCGGAGGAGAGCCCCCGAGAGUGCGCGGUGGCUGCGGAGCCCCGGGCCCCCACGCCCCCGGCCCCCGCGCCCCCGCAGAGGACCAGCGACUACUACCGCGUGGACGAGGGCCUGCCGGCCAGGUUCAAGAACCCGGCGUGGUUUCGGGGCUAUGGGACCAAGGAGCCUGUCUCGGUGUACAGGACCAGUAACCAGGCUUACGGGAGCAGAGCCCCCACUGUGCAUGAGAUGCCGAAAGUAUUUUAUCCAAAUUCGAACAAAUUUUCCAGACAACUUGCAGCUGGUGGAAUGUUCCGGAACAAUACUUUCAACGUCUGCAUGGAGAAGAGCAUUGUGACAGGUCCCGACAACUACAUCACCUCCUAUGACCGGUUCAACUUCCACCCCAGUUACAACAUCAACAAGCCAUCCAUCUGUGAUUGA